AUGCCUAACACAUCUGUAGGAAUUGACCUGGGAACCACAUACUCUUGUGUGGCUCACUUUGCCAACGACCGAGUCGAGAUCAUCGCCAACGACCAGGGUAACCGAACCACCCCCUCGUUCGUUGCCUUCACUGAUACCGAGCGACUCAUUGGUGAUGCCGCCAAGAAUCAGGCCGCCAUGAACCCCUCCAACACUGUCUUCGACGCCAAGCGACUCAUUGGCCGAAAGUUCUCUGACCCCGAGGUCCAGAACGAUGCCAAGCACUUCCCCUUCAAGAUUGUUGACAAGGGAGGAAAGCCCAACAUCGAGGUGGAGUUCAAGGGUGAGACCAAGGUCUUCACCCCCGAGGAGAUCUCUUCCAUGAUCCUCACUAAGAUGAAGGAGACCGCUGAGGGCUACCUCGGUGGAAAGGUCACUGAUGCCGUCAUCACUGUCCCUGCUUACUUCAACGACUCCCAGCGACAGGCUACCAAGGACGCUGGUCUUAUUGCCGGUCUCAACGUCCAGCGAAUCAUCAACGAGCCUACCGCAGCUGCCAUUGCCUACGGUCUGGACAAGAAGGAGGCUGGUGAGCGAAACGUUCUCAUCUUCGAUCUUGGUGGAGGAACUUUCGAUGUCUCCCUCCUCUCUAUCGAGGAUGGUAUUUUCGAGGUCAAGGCCACCGCUGGUGACACCCAUCUUGGUGGUGAGGAUUUUGAUAACCGACUCGUCAACCACUUCGUCCAGGAGUUCAAGCGUAAGCACAAGAAGGAUAUCUCCACCAACCAGCGAGCUCUCCGACGAUUGCGAACCGCUUGUGAGCGAGCCAAGCGAACCCUGUCUUCUUCCGCCCAGACCUCCAUCGAGAUCGACUCUCUCUACGAGGGUAUUGACUUCUACACCUCCAUCACCCGAGCCCGAUUCGAGGAGCUCUGUCAGGAUCUCUUCCGAGGUACUCUCGAGCCCGUCGAGAAGGUCCUCCGAGACUCCAAGAUCGACAAGUCCGCCGUCAACGAGAUCGUUCUUGUCGGUGGUUCCACUCGAAUCCCCAAGGUCCAGAAGCUUGUCUCUGACUUCUUCAACGGUAAGGAGCCCAACCGAUCCAUCAACCCCGAUGAGGCUGUUGCCUACGGUGCUGCCGUCCAGGCCGCUAUCCUCUCCGGAGAUACUUCUUCCUCCACUCAGGAUCUUCUCCUUCUCGAUGUUGCUCCUCUCUCUCUUGGUAUUGAGACUGCCGGUGGUGUUAUGACCAAGCUCAUCCCCCGAAACUCCACCAUCCCCACCAAGAAGUCCGAGACCUUCUCCACUUACGCUGACAACCAGCCCGGUGUCCUGAUUCAGGUCUUCGAGGGUGAGCGAGCCCAGACCAAGGAUAACAACAUCCUUGGUAAGUUCGAGCUGUCCGGCAUUCCCCCUGCUCCCCGAGGUGUCCCCCAGAUUGAGGUCACCUUCGACGUCGACGCCAACGGUAUCCUCAACGUUUCCGCUGUUGAGAAGGGUACCGGUAAGACUCAGCAGAUCACUAUCACCAACGAUAAAGGCCGACUUUCCAAGGAGGAUAUUGAGCGAAUGGUCAACGAUGCUGAGAAGUACAAGGAGCAAGAUGAGGCCGAGGCUGCUCGAAUCGCCGCCAAGAAUGGUCUCGAGUCCUACGCCUACUCUCUCAAGAACACCCUCUCCGAAGAGAAGUUCAAGGAGAAGGUUGACGAGGCUGACCGAGAGAAGCUCGAGAAGGCCAUCAACGAGACCAUUGAGUUCCUUGACUCUACCCAGUCUGGUGCUACUGAGGAGUACUCCGACAAGCAGAAGGAGCUUGAGGGUGUUGCCAACCCUAUCCUCAUGAAGUUCUACGGAGCCGAGGGUGGUGCUCCCGGCGGAAUGCCUGGUGCCGGUGGCCCCGGUGGCUUCCCCGGUGCUGGUGCUGGAGGUGCUCCUCCUCCCGGCGCUGGCGGCGAGGGCCCCACUGUCGAGGAGGUCGACUAA
Molecule: messenger RNA, 1962 nt
Organism: Yarrowia lipolytica CLIB122
Lineage: Eukaryota; Fungi; Ascomycota; Dipodascomycetes; Dipodascales
Biological process (GO): SRP-dependent cotranslational protein targeting to membrane, translocation
Cellular component (GO): cytosol; nucleus; cytoplasm
Molecular function (GO): ATP-dependent protein folding chaperone; ATP binding
Source: RefSeq, a predicted model, not a curated record